CAAUCAAGACCCUAGAGAGCAAGGCGCUGGCUGUUUCCCACCCUGCCCCCCUCUGUGAAAGGGAAGCAUCCCGUCAAAGUGGAAGGGAGGCUGAGCAAGGGAAGUUGCUUGGAAUGGGAGAGGAUAAGCUAUUCUCCACGCUUUUAUGAGAAAGUCUGGUGCAAGACACAACAAGUGCAUUCCUGCCUGGCUGCUGCCAAGCUCCCUGGGAACGGGCUGUGGCUGGGCUUGGCCCGAUCCUUUGUCCACAUGGGUCCCAAUUUCAGACGGAGGCAGGGAAUUGCCUCCAGCUAGGGGAUCCUUUGGCCACCAGGCCAUGACCUUUCAUCCCAGCCAGAGGAUAGGCAAGCUGAGAGGCUGACCUUGCUUCGUAUGCCAUUAAGGGGCAAUGAGGUUAUUUCUGAACAGGAAGAGAUUUGAGCAGAGAAUGGGCACAAUCCCGCCUGCCUAUACUACCUAGAGGGCCCCCUCAUCAGAACUUUGGUAACUGGCAGAGCCGUGAGGGUGUGACGCUUGCCUGUUGCUUUCCCAGGAUGCUGUGAAAAGCCACAGAAUGAUCAGGUUUUAGAUUGGUCAGUGACUAGCUUUGCCCCACCCCCACCCCUGAGUUUGAGUCCAGAAGACAAUCAUCUGGUUAGGCUUGACUGAGAGUGGAUCAAGACCUUGCCUUUCAGCCCUCUAAGAGAGGAUCUUCCACCCUUCCCAGAGAGGCAGCUCUGGGCCUUUGCCUGCAGUGGGGCAGGCGCUGUGUGCUGUGGAGCAGAAAGAAUAGGCUCUGACAUUCCCGUAGCUUAGAGACCGUUAGUCCCUUUCAGAGUCCCAGCUCCAUUUGAAUAAAAAUCAGUCUCCAGCCCUGCUUGCCCACACUGGGAGGGGGGUUGGGAAGAGCUGGGUUAUUUUUACCCAUCGCCAGUUAAGUUCGCACGGCCGGAGUUCUCACGCUGCCCGGACAACGGGGACUUGGGAUGGUUCGACAGGACGAGAAGAGAGUUCCUUGUUGUGUGUAGUCGAGGGAGGACAUUUACUCUACCCGGCUCUCCUCUCAACCUCUGUGUCCCAACUUGAAGCAGCAAAUGAAACAGCACUGAAGAGGGCCAGCAUAGCCCCAGCCUUGAAAGAUGAACCUGUCUACAUUGCCAAUGGCACUCCUGCUCAAUUUGCUUCUUUGGGUUCAGACAGCUGAUGCUCAGGGCCCAGAAGAGCCUGACCUGCUGUACCAUGGCUGCUCAGAGGGGAGCUGCUACCCAGCCACCGGGAAUCUGCUCAUUGGGAGGACCCAGAGCCUGAGGGCUACAUCUACGUGUGGCCUGGAAGGGCCUCAGGAGUACUGCAUUGUCAGCCAUCUGCAGGACUCUGAGAAAUGCUUCACUUGCGACUCGCGCUCCCCAUCCCUGCGUGAGAGCCACCUCAUUGAGAAUGUCCUCUACUUGGGCGGGCAGGACGGCGAACAGACAUGGUGGCAGUCUGAAAAUGGUGUGGAACAGGUCAGCAUUCGCCUGGAUCUAGAAGCUGAAUUCCACUUUACUCACCUCAUCAUGAAGUUUAAGACAUUCCGCCCAGCAGCCAUGCUGAUUGAACGUUCGUCAGAUUUUGGGCACAGCUGGAAGGUUUAUCGCUACUUUGCCUUCAACUGCUCCAAGCUUUUCCCUGGCAUCCCUACCCACGUGCCAACACAUGUCAACCAGGCAGUGUGUGACCAGCGAUACUCCGAGAUUGAGCCCUCCAGCCAUGGCGAGGUGAUUUUCAAAGUGCUAGACCCAGCGGUGAAAGUAGAGGACCCAUACAGCCGGGAAAUCCAAGACGUGUUACGUGUCACCAACCUGCGGGUGAACUUCACAAAGCUGCACACUCUGGGUGACAACCUGCUGGACUCGCGACAUCAGGUGCUGCAGAAGUACUACUAUGCCGUGUACGAGAUGGUGCUGCGUGGGAGCUGCUUCUGCUACGGGCAUGCCUCUGAGUGUGCCCCCCUGGCCGGAGUGCCAAUCAGAAUCGAGGGCAUGAUCCAUGGACGGUGCAUGUGCAAGCACCACACCAAGGGCCUCAACUGUGAGCUCUGCAAGGACUUCUACCAGGAGUUGCCAUGGAGACCGGCUGAGGCCCAUCAUCCACAUGCCUGCAAAGAGUGCAACUGCAACGAGCACUCGCAGAGGUGCCACUUCGACAUGGCAGUGUACCUGGCCACGGGCAACACCAGUGGAGGGGUCUGCGACGAGUGUCAACACAACACGAUGGGCCGCCACUGCCAGCUCUGCAAGCCCUUCUACUACCGCAACCCACUGGCUGACAUCCGUGCCAGCACUGCUUGCAUCCCCUGUGACUGUGACCCAGUGGGCUCUUUGGAUGGUGGUGUGUGUGACAGUCAUACAGAUGCAACACUGGGCAUGAUCGCUGGGCAGUGCCGCUGCAAGGAGAAUGUCAAGGGUGUGCGUUGUGACAGCUGCAAAGAGGCCUUCUAUGGACUGAGCCGCAAUGACCCUCUGGGGUGCCAGCCCUGCAGGUGUGACCCUCGUGGGAUCAUUGCAGGUAGCAGCCCCUGUGACCACAUCAGUGGUGACUGCUACUGCAAGCGUUUCGUUACUGGGCGAUACUGCAACCAGUGUUUGCCUGAAUAUUGGGGGCUGAGCUAUGACAUGACUGGCUGCCGAAGCUGUGCUUGUGAUUUUGGAGGAGCCUACAGCAACAGGUGCUCCAUGGAUGAUGGGCAAUGCCCCUGCCAGCCCCACCUCAUGGGACGCCAAUGCAAUGAUGUGCAGCCUGGGUUCUUCUGUAUACCCCUGGACUACUACAUGUAUGAAGCAGAGCAUGCUACGGGUCUUGCCCCAACGCAUCCGGGUCUGCCGGGUGCCUUGAGGCCUGAGGCUCCUGUUGACUGUGUGGAAUAUUAUAAUGGGGUCCAGAAUGGCCGCAAAGUGAGGCUGAGGCGCCAACACAGCACAAUCAGACUCUUACAGCAGCGAGCAGCGCUCAGACGAGCCCGGCAGCUUCAGCAAAAGCCAGAUGUGGAGGUUGUGCAGCGGGAGCACACAGGUCACAUGAUUACAUGGACGGGCCCAGGCUUUGCCCGCGUACGGGAUGGGGCUGGCUUAUCCUUCCACAUUGACAACAUUCCCUACCCCAUGGAAUAUGAUAUCUUGUUGCGCUAUGAGCCUGAGUCUACAGAGGACUGGGAAGCUGUCGUCAGUGUCAGCUCACAGGCUUUACCAAUGAGCCCACGCUGUGGCAAUGUGCUACCCUCAGAGCAGAUGUACCGGGAGAGCCUGCCGCAUAGUUCCAGGUAUGUGCUCCUGCCACGGCCUUUCUGCUUUGAGCCCAGGAACCAGUAUGAGAUCACUGUGCGGUUCCAGCGGGCAGGUGUGACCCAGCGCCACCCUGCAGCCUUCAUCCUUGUUGACUCGCUGGUUCUUUUGCCACGUGUGACAGAGCUGCCUGGUCUCCAUGGUAAUGAUCCAGCGGCAGUGGAGCGCCAGGAAGAGCUGGAGCGCUACACAUGCCUGGAGGCAUUCCGCAUGGCCACCAUGCCCGACCUCGCUGAGACCUGUGCCAGCCUGCUGUGCAGCAUCUCUGCCCUGAUGCAUGAAGGGGCUCUGCCUUGCCAGUGUGACCCCCAAGGUUCCAUCAGCAGCGUCUGCCAUAAACUGGGAGGGCAGUGUCAGUGUAAACCUAAUGUGAUGGGUCGGCGCUGUGACCAGUGUGUUCCAGGAACCUAUGGAUUUGGACCAUAUGGCUGUAGUCCAUGUGCCUGUUCCCCCGAGGGCUCCGUCUCCAGGAUCUGCGAGCCAGUUAGUGGGCAGUGCCGGUGCCAGCAUGGCUCUGUGGGACGCCAGUGUGACCAAUGUCCACCAGGCCAGUGGGGCUUCCCAAACUGCCAGCCUUGUCACUGCAAUGGGCACUCGGAGGAAUGUGACUUGCACACAGGAGUCUGCCAGCAGUGCCGUGAUUACACAGCUGGCCGCCACUGCGAGAGGUGCUUGGAUGGUUACUAUGGAAAUCCUGUUCUAGGCUCAGGGCAACAGUGUCGGCCCUGCCCAUGUCCUGGGUAUCCGGGGUCUCGGCAUUAUCAUGGCCUUUCCUGUCAUGCUGAUAGGGAGACCAACCAAAUUAUUUGCCUGUGUGCUCCAGGCUAUACAGGGCCACGCUGUGACUGCUGCUCACCUGGCUAUUUUGGAACCCCUGAGCAGGAAGGUGGCGCCUGCCGCCCCUGUCAGUGCAACAACAACAUUGACACCAGUGACCCCGAGGCCUGUGACCCACAUAGCGGUCAAUGCCUGCGCUGCCUCUACAAUACUGGGGGACCCCACUGUGCUGAAUGCCAGCCUGGUUACUAUGGCAACGCCCUCCAGCGUAAUUGCCGACGCUGUACCUGUAAUGAGCAGGGCACUCUGCUCUCACUCUGCUCCAAAGGCAUCUGCUACUGUGAUCGAACGACAGGCAAUUGCCCCUGCCGUGCCAAUGUGGUAGACAAGAACUGUGACAAAUGUGCCCCCAACUUCUGGGGCUUUGGCAGUGAUUUGGGGUGUCAGCCAUGUGGUUGUGAUCCUGCCCACUCAUUACGGCCAGACUGCAACAUGUUCACAGGGCAAUGCCACUGCCAGCCAGGCUUUGGAGGACAAGUUUGCUCUCACUGCCAAGAAGAUCACUGGGGAGACCCGGAACGGGAAUGCCUAGCUUGUGAGUGUGACCCAAGAGGGUCGGAGAGCCUGCAGUGUGACCGCCUCACUGGAGACUGUCGGUGCCAGGCUGGCUUCAUGGGGAGACGCUGCGACCAGUGCCAGCGUGGCUUCCGGCAGAACUUUCCCCGCUGCUCUCCCUGCCACCCUUGCUUCGGCCAGUGGGACGUGGUGCUGGGGCAGCUCUGGGAACAGCUGCAGCAACUGCAGGACACCGUACGGGCCUUGAAGGAAGUUGGCCCCAUAACUGAUCCCAUCAACAGCCGCAUGCGCAAGAUCGAGAGCAAACUCGAUGAUCUAGAGCAGCAGCUUGGGGAUGGUAGUAGUCCAAGCAUCCCUCUGCUGCACCAACUUAACACAGUCCUCGAGCAAAUCAGGGCAGAGAUGGAUGACCUGUGGAAACAACUGCAGGCCACUGAUUCACAUCUGGAUGGCACUGAGAAAGAUGCUGAAGGACAGAGGGCCCGCUUGAAUGUGCUGAGUCGAGAGCUAUUGGCGCUAAACUACACUGUCAACAACCUAAGCAGCAAGUUGGAGGGGAUAACAAAUGGCAGCUUCAGUGAGUUAUUCCUGAGCAUUCUGGGGUCCUUCCAGCAGUCAGAGCAGACCCAGCAGCGAGCAGAUGCCUCUGUUCAAGGGCCGCAAAGUCCGGUGGGCCAGUCCAAGCACACCCGUAAGACCACGGUGGAAUUGCUGACACGCAAGGGAGACGCCUUUCUUAAUAGUGCAGCAGCUCACCAAAAAUCACUGCGUGACCUCCAGAGAAAGGUCAACAGCCUCAGCCUUAGCAGGAUCAGCCAGAAAAUUUGUGGUGCUUCUGGAGGUGAGGACUGCCAGCAAUCCCCCUGCGGAGGGGCCUCCUGUAAGGACAGCCUGGGCCAACGGCACUGUGGAGGCCCUGGCUGCACUGGAGCACUGCCUGUGUCCAUGAGAGCACUGCAUACAGCCCAGAACAUCUCCCGCCAGUUGGAGGCCACAGCCACGCAGCUGGGCAUCCUUGCUGUCAAGGUACAGGAAAUCCAGGACCUGGCACAGGGUGCCCGGAGCCUUGCCCAGGAGACCCUGGGCCGUGCUCAAGGAGCCCGGAGCCGCAUGGAGAAUUCAACAGCCAUGCUGAGGGAAUUCAUCCAGAAGAUAAAGGACUUCCUAGCAGAGGAAGGUGCUGACCCCGAGAGCAUUGAGCUUGUGGCCCAGCAAGUACUGACCAUCUCUCUGCCCAGCAGCCCUAGUCAGAUCAGCAGCCUGCUUCAGGAGAUCUGGGACAGAAUUGGCCAACUGGAUGGAGUGGAUGAUGUUCUGAACAGCACGGUGCACAACCUGACUCGUGCCAGGGAACUACUGGCAAAAGCAGAACAGGCGAAAGAGCGAGCACAAGGUGUACAGGGAACCAUUGCAGACACAGUUGCAGCGUUACGUGUUGCAAAGGACAAAGUGAGGGCUGCUGAGAAAGCAAUGAAGAGCUCUAAAGAGGCCAUCCGGAAUGUGGAAAGCAAAGUCAGACAGGCUGAUCGUCGGCUCCAGGCACUAGUUGACAAGGAAUCGCAACUGGAAAGUCGUCUUGGAGAGCUGGCACGGGAGGUGGCCAAUUUACGAGAAAAGUCUCAGGCCAAUCAGCAACUGGCCCAGAAGGCCAAGGGGAAAGCAGAGCGUGCUACUGCCACUGCAGGAGAGCUGCAAAAUGAGAUGCAGAAAGUGGUGCAGAGAUACCAGAAGCUGCAGGAGGAAUUGGAAAAGCAGCCUGAUGAUGUACUGCUCAAGCUGAGAAACCUGAGGACUGAAGCUGAGAAUCUCCUAGUCAAGGCCAAUAGCAGCAAGAGAAAAUUAGAAGAAUUGGAGGGGCUCUUUGAGACCAACGAGGAGGAAAUGAAAAAAAAAGCAGUGCAUCUGCAACAACUGGAGAAGCAGGUGAUGGAACUACUGCAAUAUAUCCGGGAUAAAGCCACUGCCUAUGCCAUCUGCUAGGGCCAAGAUUUCGCUCAACAGCCCCCUUGGACCUGAUUCCUGCCAGCUCUUGAUCCACCAUGGGGAGAUCCUUCCAUACAUAUUAGUGACUGGCUCCUGGCUCCUCAGGCUCUGGCUCUAGUUCCAUGGCUGUAAUGUAACCGGCCAUUUUGUCCUCAACUGCAUGGUACCAGCUAGGUCUACUUGAGGCCAGGCAUAUCAGGGGGAUUCUAAUGCCAACAUCCCAUAGACACCCAGUUAUUUUGUGCCUAGUUCAUGUUUUGCCUCCGGUCUCUGGAAAAAUGAGAGAGGCAUAUCCUAAGAGUAUGUGCCAGAGAGAUGUCAACCCUAGCUUCAUUCACGGAAUAAUUCCCCUCUGGACAGCUUCUUCCUGCCUUUUGCUGUUGUCAUGGAAACGAAGCACUUCCUGAGACACCCAGGGCCUUCAGCCUCUGACCUCCAGCUUCAAAAGGGCUGAGUGGAUGCCAUGGAAACAGCAUUCCACCAGCUGCUCAAGGGUACUGACAAGUUGCCUAUGACUUUCAGUUGCCUUCUGCCUUGUCUCUUUAACCCCUGGAAAGGAGGGUGUUGCUUCUCUUCAGGGCCUGACCACCAUAGCCAAUGGCUGGCAAAUAGAUGAAGGUACACCCUUCACCCCCACUCCAAGCCAAAAAAGGAGAAGAAGAAGAAGUAGUGAAUGAGGUUCUAGUCAAAAGUCAUGACACUCAGCUUCUCCUCAACCCCCACCCCCACCCAAAAAGGUACUUAUUGAUGUAUCCAAGAUGUGGAAGCUCCUCCUAUCCCACUUUUCUUCUCCCUCCUAUUCCCCAGAGCAGUCAGUGGACAAGGUAGCAGAAGGAAGAACAGAGAGGAAAGGAUCUAGGGAUGUGCAAAUUGAUUUGGGUACAAAUUGAUUUUAGCUGAUUCGGGUGACUUGGAGACAAAACAAAUCACCCCUGUGGUCCUAGAUUGGCUAGAUUUGGAUCCAAAUCGAAUCAUGACUGAUUCGAUUCAAAUCGAUUUGAGAUUUGGACCCCUCCUAUUUAUUUCCCCAGAUUCACAGCUUUCAUUUGGGGGCGGGGGGAAGCUACACUCUAGCCUUUGUAGAAGUGGAGUUAUGGAGCAAAAUGUGUGGUCAGUAUUUUUCAAGUGUUUGGAUUUUUUGGUGUAUAAUAACUUUCCCUCAGUGAAUCCCUAUGAGGAUUUAUUAUACACCUUCAUUUCUUCUAUUCAUUUUGACUGUCUUUUGGAUAGUGAAACAUAGGAAGCUGCCAUAUACUGAGUCAGACCAUUGGUCUAUCUAGUUCAAUAUUGACUUCACAGACUGGCAGCGGCUUCUCCAAGGUUGCUGACAGGAACUUCUCUCAGCCUCCCUGAUCUUGGAGAUACCAGGGAGGGAACUUGGAACCUUCUGAUGCUCUUCCCAGAGUGGCUCCAUCCCCUGAGGGGAAUAUCUUACAGUGCUCACACUUCUAGUCUCCCAUUCAUUUGUAACCAGGGAGGACCCUGAUUAGCUAAGGGGACAAGUCAUGCUGGCUGCCACAAGACCAGCUCUCCUCCCAUGACAGUGCCAACUGCCAUGUGCCAACUACACCCUCCUCCCACCCGCAAGGCAGUGGGGUACUACUCAGUUUAUGUUCUAGGGAUUUCCCCCCAAGUGCUUAGGCUCUUUGGUGUCUAAUAACCUUUCCUCAUAAUGAAUCUCUAUGAGGAUUUAUUACACACCAAAGAGUCUAAACACCUCAAAAAUUCCUAAAAUAUAAACUGAGUACCCAGUGGCUUGUGGGUUAUGGGGUAGUGGGAUGCCACUAAUUCCCCAUCCCCACCUGCAAAGUAGUGGGGUCAAAUGAACAGAAGAAAUGAAGGUGUGUAAUGAAGACACAAAAUAAUCUAAACACUUCAAAAACACCUAAAAAAUAAAUUGAGUACCCCAGUGUGUGAGGGUGGGUGGGGUGGGGAGUGUAGUUGACACAUGGCAGUUGACAUUUGGCACUGUCCAGUGACAGUCAAAAUGAACAGAAGAAACAAAGGUAUAUAAUGGAUCUUCAUGGGGAUUUAUUAUGAAGAAAAGUUAUUAGACACCAAAGAAUCUAAACAUUUCAAUAUUCCUAAAAAUUAAAAUGAGUAGGUGUAGUAGGCACAUGGCAGUUGACAGUUGGUACUGUCCAGUGGCAGUCAAUAUGAACAGAAGAAAUGAAGGUGUACAAUGAAUCCUCAUAGGGAUUCAUUAUGAGGAAAGGUUAUUAUACACCAAAGAAUCUGAACACUUGAAAAAUGACUGCAUAUUUUGCUCCAUAACUCCACUUCUACAAGAGCUGGAGCUUAGCUCUUUUUUUAAAAAAAUGAAAGCUGGAGAUCCGUGUUAGGGUUAGGAUAUGUCGAUGUCGAAUCCCCAUUAUUUCCUGUGGCAGAAAUUUCAAAAUCAGUAAAAACUUUAAAAUUCAUUAAAAAUCAACCAAGUGUCUCACUGCCUUGAAAUUUGGGUGGUAGAUGACACCCAUGGGGACCUACCUACUACCCAAAUUUGGUGCCCCUGUGACCUUGUUAAGUGGUCAGAAUCGAUCCAAAUCGAGUCAAAGCAAAUACAAAUCGAAUCUGGGGUGAUUUGUUUGGGGCCCAAAUCGAAUUUAAAAAAAAUUGAUUUGUGCACAUCCCUAAAGGGAUCCAUGGAUGGAGCUGUGGUGGCCUUCCCUCACUGCCUUAGGAUGCUGGUGAUAGCUAUAGGCACAGAUGGCUUGAAAAACAAAAGGAUGAGGAAAAUUCAACAUGCCUGUCAAUGUCUAUUGCUCAUAUUGGCUUAGAAUGGAACCACUAUGUGUAGAGGCUUUUCUCAUCAUCAGAUGCUAGAGACAAUGAGCAGCAUCCAAGUUAGUGCUGCCCCUGCAUAAGAACACUGCCUGUGCACAAUUUUUCCUGAUCUUCCACUCCCUCUGCUGCCUGCAGCUUUCAGGGGUUGCCUUAAAAGACUAUUAAGGGCAGCAGAAGGAAAUAGAGUGGGACCAGGCCUAACCUGUUCUUUUAAUUUUAAUGGGACUGCUUUGGUAAUGUUCCUCAUAACAUCAGCUUCUAAGACUAAUAGCCAUUGAUAAACUUUAUCUUAUCCAUGCAUUUGGUCCUCUUUUAAGCUGUCUGCACUGAUGAUUUUCUCCAUCAUGCUCUGUUAGUGAAUCUCCUAGAGGCAUGUGACUGGCCCCUGUUGGAGAAGAGAAUUGGGCUGCUUGGGUCCUUUGUCUCAUCCAGCAAGGCAGUCGGAGACAGCACAAGAUAUGUUGGCAUCCAAAGCAGAAAAUUUACGCCACUGCUUGUGACAAAAAUAUAACAAAUUAAAUAACUGACAAUUUGCUUUCCUUUCACAAGUCCCCAGUACCUGAAAUGGCUGGCUUACCUCAUUGAAUGGUAGGGCUGGCCCUGAUGGUAACGACUAGAAUCCAUAAUGCCUUUGCUUUAUCCUCUACACCAGCUUCAUCCUCUAUUUCACCUUCAUCCAUAGAAUAUUUCCUCUCUGCUUCUCCUCUUCCUCCUGCCUUGUUCACUGGCUUACUGUAGAAGGACUACAAACUGAUUGGCUUAUCAGAGCCAGCCCUCCACAUGGACCUCACAAAGCUCUUUAUCCCAACCUGGCAGAACUCCAUCAUACUUUCUCCCAUUUACAGGCAAUAUAAUUUCUUAGAGACAAACAAGUGCAUCUGUGCCCACGAACUGUACAUCUUGAGCAGACAGGAUUAUGUGCUGUGCAUCCUUCCCUUUCUACCUAGAUGUGCACCUCUUAUCCCACUGGCCCAGUGGGUGUGUGGACAGUGCUACUGCACUAAGGGGAAGAUGGUGAUGCCCACUCCCAAUCAUUCCCUCCUGACUGAUGUCUCUCAGGGUGGAAUCUGUAGUAUUCCUUCUUUGUAGCAAUAAAGCCUUUGACCCUCUUCA
Hemicordylus capensis (graceful crag lizard) is the source of this 10532-nucleotide messenger RNA. Its product is annotated as laminin subunit beta-2-like. The record is from RefSeq and is a predicted model, not a curated record. Gene Ontology annotation, cellular component: laminin trimer. The transcript has 35 exons. Gene Ontology annotation, molecular function: extracellular matrix structural constituent. Bases 1119 to 6632 code for a protein of 1837 amino acids. Gene Ontology annotation, biological process: basement membrane assembly; cell migration; substrate adhesion-dependent cell spreading. NCBI's taxonomy places the organism in Eukaryota, Metazoa, Chordata, Lepidosauria, Squamata, Cordylidae.